This is a messenger RNA of Drosophila grimshawi, 1143 nucleotides long. RefSeq names its product B-cell receptor-associated protein 31. Lineage: Eukaryota; Metazoa; Arthropoda; Insecta; Diptera; Drosophilidae. The record is from RefSeq and is a predicted model, not a curated record. Bases 211 to 900 code for a protein of 229 amino acids. The transcript is spliced from 2 exons. Gene Ontology annotation, cellular component: endoplasmic reticulum membrane; endoplasmic reticulum. Gene Ontology annotation, biological process: intracellular protein transport; endoplasmic reticulum to Golgi vesicle-mediated transport.
UUUAUAGUUUCUAUACCUAUUUAAAGUAAGCCAAUUCACGGUACUCAUUUAUAAAUAGACGGAUAGCCUAACUAGACGUGUGCAUUUCAUACUAAUUAAGGAAGAAAAAACAAAUUCUUUUCAGCAUACGAAAGUGAGAGCAAAAGAAAAAUCGAACAAACCUUUAACUUUACCACAAAAAAAAAAAAGAAAAGGGAAAAAGUUGCAAAAAUGAGUUUGGUGUGGACUUUGAUCGCCGGAUUUUUGUACGCCGAAAUUGCGGUUGUAUUGCUGCUGGUGCUGCCCGUGGCCAGUCCGUACAAAUGGAAUCGUUUCUUCAAAUCCAAAUUUCUGGCCAUGAUUGGCAAGCAGUCGCACAUCUAUUUCUUUGUUAUAAUGAGUGUGCUGGUUCUGCUCCUGCUGGACGCCAUACGUGAGAUGCGCAAAUAUUCCAGCACUGACAAUGUCGGUGAGGUUCACCUCAAUGUGGAGAUGCAGCACAGCAUGCGUUUGUUCCGUGCCCAACGUAAUUUCUACAUAUGCGGUUUUGCUGUCUUCCUUGUGCUUGUCAUCCGCCGUUUGGUCACACUGAUCUCAUCACAGGCCAAUCUUCUGGCUCAAAGCGAGGCAUCGAUGAAGCAGGCUCAGAGCGCCACGGCCGCCGCACGCUCCCUGAUGACGGACAAGGCCGACAAGGCUAAGGAGGCCACCGAGGACACCACACUGAAUGAGCUCAACAAGCUGAAGGAACGCGUCCAGGAGCUGACAUCCGACUUGAAUCGCGAGAAGAAGGACAAGGAGGCAGUCAAGUCGCAGGCGGAGAGUCUUAAUCGCGAAUACGAUCGGUUGACCGAGGAGUACAGCAAACUGCAGAAACAGAUCACCAUUGGAGCCGUUGGCAAAGCCGAUAAAGAUGAAUAAGCGAACGCUACAUCAAUAAUAUUUAAAGAAUGAUAAGACUUCAAAAUGAAAAACAAAAAAAAAGAAAAGAAAACGGCGGUGGGGGCAAAGGCAUCAAAAUGAAAUUACUUAAAGAUUAUUGAAGAUUAUAAAUUGAGCAAACAAUGCACACCUACACAAACUACAUACGCCUACACACAACAAGUAGAAGCCUAAAGCUUAACGCAUUAAUAUGUAUAAAAUACAACAAGUUAGAUAACGAAA